CCUCUGCUCCUCCAGGAUGAGUUCCACCCCUUCAUCGAGGCGCUGCUCCCCCACGUCCGGGCCUUCGCCUACACCUGGUUCAACCUGCAGGCCCGCAAGCGCAAGUACUUCAAGAAGCACGAGAAGAGGAUGACGAAGGACGAGGAGAGGGCGGUGAAGGACGAGCUGCUGAGCGAGAAGCCGGAGGUGAAGCAGAAAUGGGCCUCGCGCCUCCUGGCCAAGCUGCGCAAGGACAUCCGGCCCGAGUGCCGCGAGGACUUCGUGCUCUCCAUCACGGGCAAGAAGCCCUCGUGCUGCGUCCUCUCCAACCCCGACCAGAAGGGGAAGAUGCGCCGCAUCGACUGCCUGCGGCAGGCGGACAAGGUGUGGCGGCUGGACCUGGUCAUGGUCAUCCUCUUCAAAGGGAUCCCACUGGAGAGCACUGACGGCGAGCGCCUGGUCAAGUCGGGCCAGUGCACCAACCCCAUCCUCUGCGUCCAGCCCCACCACAUCAGCGUCUCCGUCAAGGAGCUCGACCUCUACCUGGCUUACUUCGUCCGCGAGAGAGAUGCAGAGCAGAGCAGCAGCCCCAGGACGGGCAUCGGCUCAGACCAGGAGGACAGCAAACCCAUCACGCUGGAUUCGACAGACUUCCAGGAAAGCUUUGUCACCUCGGGGGUGUUCAGUGUCACCGAGCUCAUCCAGGUGUCCCGAACGCCGGUGGUGACAGGCACGGGGCCAAACUUCUCCCUGGGGGAGCUGCAGGGCCACUUGGCCUAUGACCUGAACCCCUCCAGCACCGGCAUGAGGAGAACGCUGCCCAGCACCUCCUCCAGCGGGAGCAAACGGCACAAAUCGGGGUCCAUGGAGGACGACAUCGACACCAGCCCGGGGGGCGAGUACUACACCUCCUCCAACUCCCCCACCAGCAGCAGCCGCAACUGGACAGAAGACAUGGAAGGGGGCAUCUCCCCCACCGUGAAGAAGACGGAGAUGGACAAGUCCCCCUUCAACAGCCCAUCGCCCCAGGAUUCCUCGCCCCGGCUGAGCAGCUUCACGCAGCACCACCGUCCCGUCAUCGCGGUGCACAGCGGUAUCGCUCGAAGCCCGCACCCGUCAUCUGCGCUGCAUUUCCCCACCACCUCCAUCCUCCCCCAGACGGCCUCCACCUACUUCCCCCACACGGCCAUUCGGUACCCGCCUCAUCUCAACCCGCAGGACCCGCUGAAAGAUCUCGUCUCACUGGCCUGCGACCCGUCCAACCAGCAGCCCGGACCGCCUACUCUGCACCAGGCACGCCCCCUGCGAACCGUUCCUUCGUGGGAUUAGGACCAAGGGAUCCUGGGAGUAUCUAUCAGGCACAGUCCUGGUACCUGGGAUAA
This is a messenger RNA of Charadrius vociferus (killdeer), 1361 nucleotides long. RefSeq names its product nuclear factor I/C (CCAAT-binding transcription factor) (gene NFIC). The coding region runs from base 130 to 1308 and encodes 392 amino acids. Gene Ontology annotation, biological process: regulation of transcription by RNA polymerase II. Gene Ontology annotation, molecular function: RNA polymerase II cis-regulatory region sequence-specific DNA binding; DNA-binding transcription factor activity, RNA polymerase II-specific. The record is from RefSeq and is a predicted model, not a curated record. Gene Ontology annotation, cellular component: nucleus. The transcript has 9 exons. Lineage: Eukaryota; Metazoa; Chordata; Aves; Charadriiformes; Charadriidae.